UCAACAGCGCAAAGUCGACCGAGGCGCGCAGCUGCUUGGACAGCGCUAGCGACAUGGACCGUGAGCCCGGACGCCAACACGAAGACUCCGGUUACCUCAGUCUGGGAGUCGACGAGCUCCAGGAAGAUCCUGGUACGAAGCCCACCGAGGUCUCGGGCACCGCAACAAGUGCCGCCGUCGAGGAGGAGUCGGGAUCAGAACCUGAGCCGGGAGCGGCAGCGGCGGCAGCAGCAGCAGCAGCAGAAGAAGAACAGGGCCAGGCUGGGGCGGGAGCUCCCGACCCCAUGGUCGACGAGAUCCAGAAGGGCGGCGGCGGCGGCGGCGACGGCGACGAGGAGGAGUUCCCACAGGAGCCGAUGCAGGCGGACGCCGAGGAUCCGCAGCCGUCGGACGGGGAGGCUCGCCUCCACCGCUGUUCGUUCAGGCGGCUGCAACUAACGGAGCUGGAGAGCGUUUUCCAGCGCAGCCAGUACCCUAAUGUGUUCGCUCGGAAGGAGCUUGCAAUUCCAGUCGAUGUGAGCGAAACCAAAGUGCAGGGCAGUGAGCCUGAAGACGACAAUUUGUGAGGGCAGUCAUUAUAAAACCUGCCUCAAGUCUUUGGACACUUUCGUCCUAGACAUUCUCAAGUUUGUUUUUUUCUUUUUUUGAUGCUUUUUCCCUGUUUAGCAAAUGAGUUUUGAACUUUGGGGUCUUUGGCAAGUGGA
Molecule: messenger RNA, 704 nt
Organism: Dama dama (fallow deer)
Lineage: Eukaryota; Metazoa; Chordata; Mammalia; Artiodactyla; Cervidae
Gene: RHOXF1
Product: Rhox homeobox family member 1
Exons: 3
Coding region: 54-566 (170 amino acids)
Molecular function (GO): DNA binding
Source: RefSeq, a predicted model, not a curated record